Messenger RNA from Bipolaris victoriae FI3, 1806 nucleotides. RefSeq lists its product as hypothetical. NCBI's taxonomy places the organism in Eukaryota, Fungi, Ascomycota, Dothideomycetes, Pleosporales, Pleosporaceae. The coding region runs from base 1 to 1806 and encodes 601 amino acids. Gene Ontology annotation, molecular function: arylformamidase activity. The record is from RefSeq and is a predicted model, not a curated record. The transcript is spliced from 4 exons.
AUGGCUGCCAACUUUCUGCAAAUGCUCGAAAAUAUGCAGCCGCGGUCUAAGCGCACGAUAGAGGAUCUCAUAAACUCUGAUGAUCAGCUCGCUGGCAUGGACGGCAUGGAACUCAGAGGCUGGACCCAGGCCAAUCCCACUGCGCCUAGCCGUGACCUGAAAGAUCCAGUGGGCCAAACUCUCCUCGCUGCAUUCAAUGGAGAAUUCGAUGCGCUACAAAAUUAUUGCGAGAUGAUGAUUAAACAACUAGGCGGGGAUGAAAACGCACGUGAGACUGUCAGACAGGACAUGUACGCGAAGAGAUGGGGUCCUGUCAAAACCCCUGUCUAUGCAAUAUUACUACCAGCACUCCACAUGCUCCCAGGAAAGAAGGAGGAGCUACUCGGAAUAGUAAAGUACCUUGCCAAUGAUCUCAAAGUACCAGUCGACGGAAAAGACGUCCUAGGCUCCACAGCACUAUUCUGGGCCAUAUCUACAAAGCCCUAUGUACAACCAGAAUUUGCGCAAAUUCUCUUCGAUGCAGGAGGUUCUGUCAACACCAAAAACAGAUUCAAUGCUACUCCAGCAAGCGAGAUAGCGCAAGCAGAUCUUCACGGCGAUACUACCAAGAACGUGCAGAUGAUGAAGUGGUACAUCGAGCAUGGGGGUGAUAUCGAAAACAAAGAUACUGACGGUAUGAGUGUCAAGAUUUUGGUCGAGAUGAUGAAGAAGAAGGUGCCGCAGAUGGCCGAGGUUAUUCAGAAUGGGAGGGGACCGAGGAAAGAAGGGGAUUGCACGACUUUGGGAAUGCGGCUGAACCCAAACGGCGACGCCGCCACCUUCCCCAAGCGCUCAGGUCUUCCGCACGUAUCAGGCACCCCGAAAGGUAACGCCUGGUUCUGGGGCGGCGCCGACGAACUUGGCCGCUUGAACCUGCUCACCCCCGAACGAACCCUCACAACCGUACAAGAAAAUGUCAAAACAGGCGAUUCCAUCUCUCUCGAUCUCCCCCUUAAUGUCCCUGGCCCAGCUCUCUUCGGCCGCCUGGGGCUCAAACACCGCAUCCGAUCAGCUGUCAAAGGCGCAUAUGACGACGAAGUAUCGUACAACACGCAAAGCAGCACCCAGUGGGACGGCUUCCGCCAUUUUGCCCACCCAACGUACGGAUGCCACUACAAUGGCGUUUUGUCAGAUGACAUCAUGACAAAUGUGAAUGAUGACGGGGAAGACGGCGAGGACGCCCCUGAGCCAUCGCGUAAACUGGGUAUAGAUGCUUGGGCAAAGAAGGGAAUCAUUGGACGCGGCGUACUUCUCGAUGUAUGGACUUGGUCGCAAAAACAAGGCAAAGAAUACGAUCCCUUUACUCGAUACGCCAUCACAGCUGAGGACUUGAAGGCGUGUGCAAAGAGCCAGGGGACCGAGUUGCGCACAGCGGAUAUUCUCCUAGUUAGGACAGGAUGGCAGGAAAAGUAUAACGCGUUUUCUGCGGCUGGAAAGGUGGAUUUGGCUGCGCUGGCGCUGGAUAAACAUUUCUAUGUGGGACUGGCGUCGGAUGAGGAGAUGAAGGAUUUCUUGUACGAUGGAUAUUUUGCGGCGGCUGCGACGGAUUGUGUGGGAUUUGAGGUUUGGCCGCCACCGACUUGGGAUGGGAGUUUACACGCUAAUAUGCUUCCGCUGUGGGGGAUGCCGAUUGGUGAGCUUUGGAACUUGGAAGAGCUGACGAAGAGGUGCGAAAAGGAGGGGAGGUGGACUUUCUUGCUUGUGAGUAAGCCGAGUGAUGUACCGGGCGGUGUAGCGUGUGUGCCGAAUGCUGUGGCAAUCUUCUGA